Messenger RNA from Papilio polytes (common Mormon), 1980 nucleotides. Its product is annotated as group XV phospholipase A2-like. Gene Ontology annotation, biological process: lipid metabolic process. The transcript is spliced from 7 exons. NCBI's taxonomy places the organism in Eukaryota, Metazoa, Arthropoda, Insecta, Lepidoptera, Papilionidae. The record is from RefSeq and is a predicted model, not a curated record. The coding region runs from base 300 to 1520 and encodes 406 amino acids.
GCAACUUUGAUUUUGAAGGUUACUUGCUUUUACUUACUUAAUAUAAUAAUAAUUUGAAUAUCUACUGGGGCAGCUUGUUUAUGUAAACAACUACACAGCUGACGCUUUUCCUGAUUCCGUGUGUUAUCAACAUUGUUGACUACGAUACAGCGACAGUUUACAUCGGACGAUAUUUAACGUCACAGCGCAUUUUGUGCUGUAACUUGACAGUAUUAUUACGUAUAUAUUCACAAGGAAAUUAAUAAAGUAAUUAGUGUAUGGAUAGUUGAGUAAGGUGCUAGUCAGCAGUAAAAGCAAUCAUGGCAAAAAUGAAAAUAUUUUUUGCACUCGGGUUAUUAUUUAGUUUUCUUGCGAAGGACUCGUUGGGAUUAUCGCCGGUUAUUUUAAUACCUGGUGAUGGUGGAAGUCAACUUGAGGCGAGAUUAAAUAAAACCAAUGUAGUGCACUAUAUUUGCGCCAAGACGUCUACAGACUACUUUAACAUUUGGUUGAAUUUGGAGCUGCUAGUACCGUUUGUGAUCGACUGCUGGGUGGACAACACCAGGCUGGAGUAUGACAAUGUUACAAGGACAACCAGGACCCCUGAGGGUGUGGAUAUUCGAGUCCCGGGAUGGGGAGACCCAGAGCCAGUGGAAUGGCUGGACCCCUCACACGACAGUACUGGAGCAUACUUCAAUACUAUCGGAGAUGCUCUUGUCAAAGAAGGAUAUGUAAGGAAUGUGUCUUUGAGAGGAGCUCCUUAUGACUUUAGGAAAGCACCAAAUGAGAAUGGUGAAUUUUUCGUGAAACUAAAGACUCUAGUUGAGGACACAUAUACAAUGAACAAUAAGAGUGCAGUGACGCUGAUCGUGCACAGCAUGGGCGGCUCGAUGGCGCUGCACUUCCUGCGACAGCAGACACAGUCGUGGAAGGACCAGUACAUCCGGAGACUCAUCUCACUGUCCACCCCUUGGGGUGGGGCGGUUAAAGCACUUAAAGUUUUCGCUAUUGGCGACGACUUAGGUUCAUCCAUGUUAAGUCAGAGCACGAUGCGACUGGAGCAAGUGACCUGCCCGUCGCUGGCGUGGCUGCUGCCCUCGCCGCUGGUGUGGCGAGCCGACGACGUGCUCGUGCAGACUGAUAAGUUCAACUACACUAUACAACAUUUGGAGAAGUUGUUCACCGACAUGGAGAUGCCGACAGCGUGGGAGAUGCGAAAGGACACGGAGCGGUACUCCCGUGACGCUUCCGCGCCGGGAGUAGAGCUGCACUGCCUCUAUGGGUACAACCUCACCACUGUGGAGCGGCUGGUGUACAAGCCGGGCACGUGGCUGGACGGGUCGCCGCAGCUGGCGGGCGGCGACGGCGACGGCACCGUCAACCUGCGCUCGCUGGAGGCCUGCGCGCGUUGGGGCAAGGCGGGGGGCGCGCGCAACGCUCGCCGCCCCGUCAAGACCCUGCCGCUGCCCGGCGCAGAGCACCUGCGCAUCCUGCACGACCCCCGCGUGCUGCGCUACAUCCUCACCGUGCUGCGCCACUGACCGCAGACUACCCACAUCUGACCACCGACGUAAUUACACCGCCUGUCGCAUUUGAUGCCAACUUCAUACAAUGAUAUUCAAACUAAACACUUUACUCGUUACUUUUAAUAUAUUUUAAGUGCAACUUUAAGAAUUUAAGAGAAAAGGAACAUAAAAAUGCUCUCUUGUAGCUCUCUCUAAAACAUUGUAUAAAAAGUCAAGUCGCUUAAAAAUAAAAGACGAAAUGUAUUCGUGACCUUGAAAACAAAAGAUAUUUAAAAAAUACUCAAUUUUCAUUAUUUUACAGAGUUACUUAUUUAGUAUGUCUUCCAUGUGAUUUAAGAUUCUUGUAAUGUCCUUUUUAACGCUUAUUAAUUAUUUAGUUUAAAUAAAACCUCCCACUUAACUAGCGGUUAUUAAGUGAUGCAUAAUUUUUUAAAGGGAGUUUGUAAGCAAUAAUUUUUAAUAUCUGAAUAAAAAA